UAUAAAUAAAACACCGCAUUCAACUCUUCAACUAGUCUCUUAAAAGUGCCAAAAAAUGAAUCUUGUUACGACUUUUACUUUCCUUCUUCUCCUCUCUCUUAACCAAAUCCUUGCCGACGAGAAAGUUCGUUACGACAACUUCCAAGUCUACCGAUUGACUCCUCGAUCGCAAAAAGCCGUCCAAGCUUUACGAGAACUUGAAGAAAAUGGUUAUGACUUCUGGACAAGUGUUAGAGGAGUCAACCAACCGGUUGAUGUCAUGGUUCCUCCUCAUUACAAGCACCGAUUCAAUGAUUUCAUCCGUUUGAAUGAAUUCGAUGCCCAAAUUUAUAUCCCAGAUGUUCAAAAACUGAUUGAUAACGAAAGACCUCAAACAAGAAAGUCUGUAGGUCUCGAAUGGACUGAUUAUCACACUUUGGAUGAGAUCAACGAUUGGUUGAAAGACCUUGCUUCAACCAAUGACAACAUCGAAUUGGUCACAGCUGGGAAGACGUACGAAGGACGAGAUAUUUUGGGUGUGAAGGUCUCUUUCAAAGCAGGGAAUGAGAAUAGGACUGUUUUUAUCGAAUCAAAUAUUCAUGCACGCGAAUGGAUAAGUUCGGCUGUGACAACCUGGAUGUUGAACGAAAUCCUGACCAGCAAAGAUUCCGAAGUUCGCCAAGUUGCCGAGAGUCAUGAUUGGUACUUUGUCCCCGUUUUCAAUCCAGACGGAUUCGUUUACACUCACACUACGGACCGCUUGUGGCGUAAAACACGCGUGCCAUAUUCCUCAUGUUAUGGCGCUGAUCCUAACAGGAAUUGGGAUUAUCAUUUUAAUGACGGUGGAGCAAGUCCUUCCCCUUGCUCUGAAACCUACUGUGGACCUAAGGCCUUCUCAGAACCGACCACUAAGAGCCUGUCUGAAUUUAUCACAACAAUAGCUCCGAAAUUGCAAGCUUACAUUGCCUUCCAUUCGUAUUCGCAACUUUUGCUGCUGCCUUAUGGAUACACGUCCAAACAUUUGGAAAAUUAUCAAGAAUUGUACGAUGUUGGAGUGAAAGCUGCCACGAGUUUGGCCAAGCGAUACGGCACGAAAUACGAAGUUGGAAACAUUGUCGAUGUUCUUUAUGUGGCAAGUGGAGGCAGUAUGGACUGGGUAAAAGGUACUUUUGGAACCCGAAUUACCUACACUUAUGAAUUGAGAGAUACAGGACGUUAUGGAUUUGUGUUGCCACCUGAUCAGAUUAUUCCAACAGCUGAAGAAACCUUUGAUUCUCUUGUAACAAUAUUGCAAGAGUUCGAUAAAUCAAAGUGCCAAAAAAUGAAUCUUGUUACGACUUUUACUUUCCUUUUUCUCCUCUCUCUUAACCAAAUCCUUGCCGACGAGAAAGUUCGUUAUGACAACUUCCAAGUCUACCGAUUGACUCCUCGAUCGCAAAAAGCCGUCCAAGCUUUACGAGAACUUGAAGAAAAUGGUUAUGACUUCUGGACAAGUGUUAGAGGAGUCAACCAACCGGUUGAUGUCAUGGUUCCUCCUCAUUACAAGCACCGAUUCAAUGAUUUCAUCCGUUUGAACGAAUUCGAUGCCCAAAUUUAUAUUCCAGAUGUUCAAAAACUGAUUGAUAACGAAAGACCUCAAACAAGAAAGUCUGUAGGUCUCGAAUGGACUGAUUAUCACACUUUGGAUGAGAUCAACGAUUGGUUGAAAAGCCUUGCUUCAAGCAAUGACCACAUCGAAUUGGUCACAGCUGGGAAGACGUACGAAGGACGAGAUAUUUUGGGUGUGAAAGUCUCUUUCAAAGCAGGGAAUGAGAAUAGGACUGUUUUUAUCGAAUCAAAUAUUCAUGCACGCGAAUGGAUAAGUUCGGCUGUAACAACCUGGAUGCUGAACGAACUUUUGACCAGUCAAGAUCCCGCUGUUCGUCAAGUUGCAGAAAGUCAUGAUUGGUACUUUGUUCCCGUUUUUAAUCCAGACGGUUUUGUUUAUACUCACACUACGGAUCGCAUGUGGCGUAAGACACGUGUGCCACAUUUCUUAUGUUAUGGCGCUGAUCCUAACAGGAAUUGGGAUUAUCAUUUUAAUGACGGUGGAGCAAGUCCUUCCCCUUGCUCAAGCACGUACUCUGGACCGAAAGCGUUCUCAGAACCCAGUACCAAGAGCCUGUCUGAAUUCUGAAUUCUGAAUUUAUUUCAAAAAAAACGUUUUCAUUGUUUUUUUAAUACACUCUAUUCUAAGUAAAGAAUCGUACAGGAUGAGCUGUUUUUGCUAAAAGUAAAUUAUAAUUCGUUCUUUUGUGCCUGAAUAAGACGUUUUUAGUCUG
Messenger RNA from Tribolium castaneum (red flour beetle), 2300 nucleotides. RefSeq names its product zinc carboxypeptidase A 1. The coding region runs from base 56 to 2155 and encodes 699 amino acids. Gene Ontology annotation, molecular function: zinc ion binding; metallocarboxypeptidase activity. Lineage: Eukaryota; Metazoa; Arthropoda; Insecta; Coleoptera; Tenebrionidae. The transcript is spliced from 10 exons. The record is from RefSeq and is a predicted model, not a curated record. Gene Ontology annotation, biological process: proteolysis.